Symbiodinium natans is the source of this 714-nucleotide messenger RNA. NCBI's taxonomy places the organism in Eukaryota, Dinophyceae, Suessiales, Symbiodiniaceae. The record is from the annotation of a GenBank genome assembly.
AUGUCGAAGAGACUUAAGGAGGGAGGCCCGCAGCCGAGGAAGAAGAAGCCCAAGGCCCCAGAACCCGAUUGCGAGGGCGAGCGAGGCUUUCUUGUCACAGGACAGACCUGUCAAAAUGCAUUGCGAGGCUUGAAAGACCUGCGGUUGUGGCUCGAAGUGGAGGCAGAGGUGGAGACCGCAGUGACAGAAGCGACCGAAGCGAGCUCGCGACCACGGGGAGUGGCAGAGAGCUUGGAUGCCGAGCUCUUGGAGCUGCGGAGCGACCCAGCUCAGAGGCGCUUUGUGACUGUCGGGAUGGUGUGCAAGGAGGUAGCCUUCCUGCGCUUGCAGCACAAUGCAGACGUGCCGUCGAGGCUGGCUCGCCAGUUCCUGGCCUUCAGUGCCAAGAAACGCUUUGUCUCACGCUUCGCGGACCGUAUCCUUCCUGUCGACGGGUCCGCGCGCCCAAAGCCAGAAAACUUCAAGUGUCUUGCAGAAGACACUCUAGCCGCUCACGCUGGCCGGCCAUGGCGCUUGCUCUAUGAAGCCUUUCGGGGCGGAUGGAACACCAUUUCGAAAGAGGAUGCAAUGGAAGCCUGCAAGCAGCACCUGGGACCAGAUUGCCAAAGUGUCAGUGAGCCAGAGGUGACGGUGGUUUGCACGGUGCAGCCGAGAUUUGUAGGCUUGGCAGUGGUUGAAAUGGACGUCGACUGCUUUCGGGUGGACGACGAGUGA